AUGUUGCCGCACGCGGUGAAUAGGAGUAGGGGCAAUCUCGCACGCUGCAUGCAUACGGUGAAUCGCGUCGCGGCGCCAAUACUUCACGACUCCUUCAAUGCUACAGGCAACACAUCCGCGCAGCAACUCCAUGAUGCAGAACCGCAACCCCCUCCCGUGCAAGGGGUGCACGCGCUGAACCCCACAUGGAGCACCCCAUACGUGCAGCCCGUGGUUGUAGGGGCGCAUAUGCCCGCGUUCCACCCACAACAACUGGUCAAUGGGCUCCACCUAGCACCGCGGUCACACAUUCCGUUUGCGGCAGCGUCGGUCGCGUUUCAAAAUCAGCAGGAUGAUUUGACCGCGCAUGGAGUAUCCACGCCUCAUGGACAACACAUCGCGUCCUCGUCCAUGGCGACAAGCCAGCCCUUUGGCAUGCCUGUGCGUGGCUUCGUAGGGCCGCAGUACGCGAAUGUGGGGUUCAGGUACGGGUACAUCGGCGUUCAACCGGACCCCAUGGUGCACGCACCAGCAUAUGUCGCGACGCCUCCAGUUGCGCCGUCAACUCCAUUCCCCAGCGCGAUCCAUCCGGAAAUCCAGCCGACUGUGCAAGCCCCUCCAGACCCUAGAGAGCAGGUAGCUGUCGGUGUGGACACACUAGCGCGAACAGACGGCCCAUCAUCAAACGCGGUAGCCGAUGGCUUUGGGCGUGCGGUGAAUGCAACCGCGCGUGCACAUUCGCCGCCAAUAUGGAACGUGAACUCACUGUUGCCGGGAAACCCGGACGUCCACAUCCGCGCCCCGACGCAACUUACCGCAGCGGACGCGACCGGUGUAGGUGAGCAACCAACCACGAACGCGACCAACGCGGGGCGUGGAGCGGGAGCUAGAGGAAACUCGGGAAGAGGAAGAGGGACUGGUACGAGAGGAAACGCGGGAAGAGGAAGAGGGACUGGUGCUAGAGGGAACGCGGGAAGAGGGACAGGUGAGAGAGGGAACGCGGCUAGAGGGAGAGGAGCGAGAGGAAGGGGUGGGAGAGCGAGCGCGGGACGAGGGACAGGUGUGGGAUCGAACGGGGGUAGUGCGAACGGGCAAGGAGCGCCUGGGGUGACGGGCAAAGGCGGUACCGGGAACGGGCCAGUUAAUAGACCGCGCAUAAGGAGGCGGCGAGUGGAUGUCGUGCCUCACACGGCACGCAACGGCUCCCGGGAGGGGAGCGAGGGUCCAAGCGAUGAGGAUGACGCGGACGACGAUGACGAAGCGGACGACAGUUGGAACGACGAUGACGACGCAUACCUAUCGAACUCGUUGUCCGCGCUCAACGAGGAUGAGGCAGAAGACAACGAACGGGUGCGGGGUACGCGGAGGGACGAUGAGGUCCCUAUUGCGGAUUGGAACCGGCUUGGCGUGGACGACACGCCGGCCGCGAAACGCGAGAUGUGCUACGGAAUCCUCUACGGUGUCUCUGAGGCCACGCUGAAGAAGUAUCGCGGUUGGGCCACCGAGUACAAGCGGUUUAUGGCGCACGAGCUGCCUAAACUGGACGCGGGUAGGUUUGGUGAGGAGGCCGCGUUGAGAAACGCGAACCCCGACGAGAUUGGGGCCGCGCUCGAACAGGACAUGGGUGGUGAGUGGAAGUUGGCGGAGGGCGACGAGCAGUGGUUCCACGGCCCUGAGACGAAUCCGUGGCGGCUAAGGAAAUACGUGACAUUCCUGGCGAACGAGACUGUCGCACAGGCGGAUAGGAUGGCAACACUGAAGCGGCCCGACAAGACAUUGAAGAAGAGACGCCAGUGCACCCCUGCAAUGCUGAUGGGGCGUCUGAAGGCUCUGAACAUGCUCAUCAAGCUGGAUGGGGCCAUCUUCAGGAAACCCGUUCUGAACCUGCUGCGCGACUUUGCGGAGUGUCGCAUCUGGGUCCGCGUUCAAGUACGCGACCAGUACAAGCGGUUUAUCGCGGAACACGUGGAUCGCCAUCGGGGCACGGCCGCGGACACAUACACCCCGGACGAGUUCAAGAAGAUGAUGCGGAAGACCAGCAUGGACGCGAUCUUGAUCAGCUUCAAACUGGCCAAGAAAGCCUACACGCAGGCUAUGCAUCGCGACCUCUGCAUCCGGACGAUGACCGUGCUCGGUCAUCACACCCUGGCCCGCGGGUGCACGAUCAGAAACCUACAGCUUCCAGACAUGAUGAUGUGGAAGCUCGGCGCAAAAUCCGAGACCGAUCCAGUGAGGAACGCGUUCAUGUUUGUCUGCGCGUGCAGGACUGGCAAGACAAACAAGGACUUCUCGCUCAACUACAUAUCUGCUGUCAGGCACAUAGACUGGACGCUGUGCGCGGUCGGUGCCACGCUGCUGUGGCUGCACUGGGUGUACGACUUGGUUCCCAUUCUCUACGAAGACAUAGCCCCCCCUCUCGACUUCACGGAACCCUCGACGUGGUACGAUCAGUACCUAUUCUUCCCCCUUUGCGCGGGCACCGAAAAGCAGAUACCGCCCACGACUCAUCACGACUGGGCGGCGAAGAUUCUCGAUGACGCGGGAAUCACGUGCUCGCGUGUUGUACACGCGACCAGGGCUGGGGGGGCGCAGCACGCGUCCGUGGACGGAAUGCCAUCGGAUCAGCUGGCAAGGCUGGGGGGUUGGCGCUUCAUAGACGUGAUGACUAAGCACUACCUCACAACCAUUCCGAGGGAGGCCGUGCUGCUGAAGGCGGGCUUCACCGGGGUUGACGGUGACUACUUCCUGGGUCGCGCAACUGUUCCGGUGAGCGAGAAGCUGGAGGAGCUACUGAAGAAGCACAUUUUCCCCUGGGCCGCCGAGGACAAAGGACAGAAACAGUGCAAGGAGUACAACCGCAAGAUGGUCAAAGAGCAGAAGCCGGAGAAGCAGGACACCGCGGGGCUAAACAUCCUCAAGGAGCUGGAUGGGGAGGCUAGGAUGGCGGUCGCGCAAGACCUGGCGAUGUAUUACAUUCACCAGCCGGAACACCCGAUGGACGCGCAGAACCAGGUGACCGUCCUCACUGAGUACCUGACUCGUUCACAAGCGGACAACACCAGGCUGGGCGUAGAGCUGGCCGCGACACAUAAACGGGUGCAAGAGCUGGAGGGGCUGCUGGAGGAUCGCGACAGGCAGCUGGUCGCGAAGGACGAGCGCGUGAAUGCUUUGGAGGCCCAGCUGUCGCGUCUCACCAUGAGCAGCUCAGAGCCGCCCGCAGCACACACUCCAGGUGCCGCGGCCGGUCCUGCAAAGGCGGAACCGACCACCGACCAGGGUACGUGGAAAAAACCCGCACAGCCAACAAGGGAGGAGACGAUUAGGGACGCGAUCGUGCAGCCAUGGGUCGACGCGGCCAAACCAUCGGACGCAUGGAAGCUGUACAAGUCCACGCACCCGCUGGUCGGAGAGAGUCCGGAGUCGCUCCUCGCCCAGCCCCGCGGUGCAGUCACGCGGUUGGCCGAGCUCAUUGGGAAGGCGGGAGGCGGCCCGAACGCGAUCAACCGUGUCAAGCGAGUCAUGGACUUCGUCGCCCACAGGGUGGAGCAAGGGGACAACCUCGCGGUUGUGCUCGACAAGCUCGACCUUGUGUCUGUAACCGUGGGCAUGUCGGGUGUGUCGGAAGGGAUCGCGGUGAAGAAGAAGAGUGUUGACGUGUCCCUGAGCGAGCUGAAGAAGGGUUCCCCUGCGGAGGUGCAGUUGCGGGUGAAGUGGAUGCUUGUACGCGACCGCUUUAUUGAUGCCUCUCUUCCCGCGUCAGAGUUUCUGGUCGCGUGGCCUCAGUACUGUGCCCAGAUGCCCCCGCUAGCGUGA
Messenger RNA from Closterium sp. Naga37s-1, 3792 nucleotides. The record is from the annotation of a GenBank genome assembly. NCBI's taxonomy places the organism in Eukaryota, Viridiplantae, Streptophyta, Zygnematophyceae, Desmidiales, Closteriaceae.